Messenger RNA from Nicotiana attenuata, 934 nucleotides. RefSeq names its product protein SDE2 homolog. Gene Ontology annotation, cellular component: nucleus. The coding region runs from base 16 to 720 and encodes 234 amino acids. NCBI's taxonomy places the organism in Eukaryota, Viridiplantae, Streptophyta, Magnoliopsida, Solanales, Solanaceae. The record is from RefSeq and is a predicted model, not a curated record. The transcript is spliced from 2 exons.
UUGGGUAAGAGGAUAAUGGGCGACAGUGAUAGCGAGGAUCUAGAUGAUGAUGACAGUGACGAAGACGAGGAAGAGAAUGACAAAUCCAUUGUCAUCGAUAAUGGGAAUAAUUCAGACUCCAAUGGAGAAGCAGAGGGAAGUUUGGAUUCUGUGACUGGCAAGAAAGUUGAUGGUGUUGCAUCUGAGAGCGGCCCCGAGGAAGAAAAGGAUACUCCUCUGAAGAAUCUUGAAUCUGGUAAAGAUGUCAACGUAGUUUCAGUUCAGCAUGAAGGUGAAAGUCCGUCUACACUCACUCCGGACAAUCAAGAAAGACCUGGACAGAAUUGUGUUGCCUCUAUUUUUGGCACUGAUAUUGCAUCUGCAACUGAAAGUAUUCAAACAGAAAAGGAAGUUUCUGGUAGUUCUGAGCCAAUUGUUGUGGAAGCUAGCUCUGGUGAGAAAGAAAAUGAUGUUGCUGAAGCCAGCCAUAGUUUAAGCCCUAAACUAGUUCCUCUGGAAGAUGCAACCUCAAAGGAUUCAGACUUGAAAAAGUCUUUCAAUUUUGAGGAGUUUAGUUCAGCAGCAGAAUUGGAGGCCCUUGGUAUGGAGAGGUUAAAAUCAGAACUUCAAGUGCGUGGACUGAAGUGUGGGGGCACUCUGCAAGAACGUGCAGCCAGGCUUUUCCUACUCAAAACCACACCUUUGGAGAUGCUUCCAAAGAAGUUGCUCGCUAAGAAAUAAUUGUGUGCUCGUUUGUUUUUCUUUUGAGAAGCUGGUUGUAACUUUUAAACCCAAAUGCUUAAGGGAAGUGUCAGCUUAUUCUCUGUUCGACGUACCAUGUAGAAUUGUAGAUAUGAGUGUAUUUUACUGGGUUCCAGAACAUGUUCCGAGAACGAUUAAUAGUAGUUUGCAUUUUCAGAGUUAUAAAAUAUGACAAAUGUUGAUGUUGUUUCGA